AAAAGGGUCCAAAGAAAAGAUAAGUUUACACCAGAUUCAGAUUUCUUUUGAGGCUCUUGGUGUCUUCUUUCCUCUGCUGGGAUUUUACAGCUCAUGCCUUGGUGACGAUGAUGGCCCUCAAUAACAUAUCCUCCUCCCUGAAGUUAAAUGAGACCAUUGUGGAUAACCCGACUGCCACCACAGUGGGCGCCCUCAUCCUGAGCCUCGUCUUUCUGCUGGGCUUCCCUGGAAACCUCUUUGUCAUCUGGAGCAUCCUGGCACGUGCCCGAAAGCAGACCGUCACCACCCUCCUCAUCCUCAACCUAGCCAUCGCCGACGGCUCUCUGAUGGCUCUCACGCCGUUCUUCAUCGUCUACCUUGUUAUGAAGCACUGGGUAUUUGGGAAUGUGAUGUGUAAGAUCCUCUUCUACCUGUGCCUGCUCAACAUGUACGCCUCCAUCUGGAUCAUCAUGAUCAUGAGCGUCUACAGGCUGGUGGCGGUGCUGUGGCCGCAGAGACUCGCUUGCAUCGCCGGACGGAAGACUGUAUUGCGGGUGCUGGCGGUGGUGUGGGUGCUGGUGAUGAUCGCCUCUGUUCCCGCAAUGGUCUUCAGGACAGUGAUGAAGAGGGGGAAUACUAAUCAUUUGGCAUGUGAUCCACUCCACAAUGAAGAAAGCCAUGACGCUGUCAUCAUGUACACGCUGGAGCUCGUGCUGGGUUUUUUAAUCCCCUACGGAAUCAUCGUCUUCAGCUACAUUCGCAUCCUGCGGCGGAUCCAAAAGACCAAGUUCGGCCGUCGCAUUCGCAGUGAGAAGCUCAUCCUGGCCAUCGUGUUGACCUUCUGCCUCUUUUGGCUGCCUUACCACAUCAUCAACAUGGUGCAAGUUACAUGGGAUUUGUGUCCACCAGGUGAAGUAAAAGAAAUGUUGAACAAAAUAUGGCACAAGAGCCGUGCUGUCACCUCGUCCGUAGCGUUCAUGAGCAGCUGUGCCAACCCAGUGCUCUACUUCUUCGCAGGGAAGUCCUACAUCCGACGAGAGGGGCUGGCGUUCAUGGCCCGCUUGUUCGAGCGCACGGGGCUGGACUCGGCUAGCAGGAAGAGCCGACAGAACAGCCAGAACAGCCGCGACAAGGAAAAAGAGGCAGAGGCUGUCAUGCUAAAGGAAUAGCGACCUGGGCUCCGUUGGCGACUCGAGCUCAGUGGAGAAUGGUGGUAGUUGAUCCCAUGGAGGGAGAAAUUUAAACCACCCAGGCCUUCAAAUCUCCGUCCAGUGACUAAAACAUUUAAAAUGUGUACCAGUGUGCAGCUGGUGCAAGAAAAAAGCUUCAGCAGUACUUCAGAUUCAGCUGCUGCGUGAAUCUUUCUUCCACAUGAGACUGUUACAGACUCAGAGAGGGAUGUGACCGGACAUACCGAUCCUGGAAAAGCUCACUGCCUAAUGCAUCCCAAAGUGACAUUGGUGACUUCAAGAUGAUGCUGAAACCAGAGCACACAUCAGACAUGAGCCCUGAGGCAGGAGAAACUGUGACGUUAUAAUCCAGGACGCUCCCUCUCCUCGCCAGCCAAUGUUUAACGCUGUUUGAUUCAAAAUGCAACCCUCAAAGAGAGAUGCCUCACGUUUACUGUUACUUAAACGUUUUUUGUUUGUUUUUUUCAAACAAGAUGUAUCUGUAUAUUUCUGUUGAUGCUCUGUUUAAUUUGUCAUAUUGCUUUAUGGAAGCGCAGAAAUGUCAAAGUGAACUCAAACAAUGUCAGUUUUCUUUAGUUUGUGACAAGUUAUGGGGCACAGACUGAGAGUUUGAUGAUGGCACUUGAACUCCUUUUUAUCUUUGUUUGCUUUGCAUGCAUUUUUUCCUGCACUGUUUUACUGUCUUUAAAGCUGCAUGAAUUGAUUUUUCGGCCACCAGAGGGCAGUAGAACACGGUGUAAAAAAACAAAAAAAAAAACACAGAAAAUGUCAUCAACAAUAUCAUCACAUUCUAAGGUUGUUAAUGUCGGUAAACAAACAAAUACUGCACGGGGUCUUUAUUAACAAGCCCAAAUUAAGUGCCAUCAUGCCCAAAUGUGAGUGUAUAUACAAAAAAAAAAAGAA
This is a messenger RNA of Acanthopagrus latus (yellowfin seabream), 2072 nucleotides long. Its product is annotated as leukotriene B4 receptor 1-like. The record is from RefSeq and is a predicted model, not a curated record. The transcript has 5 exons. The coding region runs from base 108 to 1148 and encodes 346 amino acids. Gene Ontology annotation, cellular component: plasma membrane. Gene Ontology annotation, molecular function: leukotriene receptor activity; complement receptor activity. NCBI's taxonomy places the organism in Eukaryota, Metazoa, Chordata, Actinopteri, Spariformes, Sparidae. Gene Ontology annotation, biological process: positive regulation of cytosolic calcium ion concentration; inflammatory response; phospholipase C-activating G protein-coupled receptor signaling pathway.